AUGGUUCAUGUCGCUGCACCUCAACUGGUCGACGACGUCCUCCCGGAGAUAUUCACGAAUCUCGACAGCAGAGAUGACGUGUCGCGCAAGACUCUUUUUGCGCUUGCCAUCUCAUCCAGACGGUUUUCACGCCCCGCUCUCGACGUCCUCUGGCAAGCCCUCCCCAGCGAUCGCCCCCUGGUGGUGCUGCUGCAUCUACUAGGAAUUUCACAAUCGAGCACUUGGCAGUGGGACGAAGCGGUAUCAAGCGGAUCCUGGGACCGUCCACCUAGUGAAGAAGAUGCGCAGACCGUCGCGCACUUCAAGUCUGCGAACGAACUACGCCGUCAUCCCAACUGGGCCCACUUCUACACGUAUUCUCGCGGACAGGCAAAGGGGUCUCGAGCCCGGCCAGCCACACCCGCCGACCCCCUCCAGAGGACACUCGAACAGCUGACCGACAUCAAGGACGCAAACACGGCACUGCGGUACCUCGAACAGAACACCCUCAUCCCGAAAUCCUCACCCCUCAGCCACGCCAAUCUCAUCACUGCCCUCCGUCACAUCGCCGACACAAUGAAGGCGAACAACCCAGCCAAAAAGGCAGUGGUGGCCGCGGCCUUCUAUGCCACAGUAGUCUUCAACAACGAGCAGUCGAACAGCAUGGCGAAACUGGUGGCGGACAAGGUGGCAGGAGAGAUGGAACGGCGGGACACGGAGAGGGCAGACAAGCUAAAGGAGGAGUUGACAGAGGUACGGGAGGAGCUAGUUCGGACCAGGGAGCUCAUGGAAGAGGAGGUCGGAAGGCUGAAGACCAUCCGGACAGAGUGGGAGGCAGUCCCCAAACCGGUGGCAUGGGGUACAGUGCCACUUCCCCCAUCACAGGCGGCCGCUCUGCAGGAAGUAGACAUCAAGGAACGCCAGGUCUUGGUAAGAGGUCUCGCCACGGCAGGGGAUGGAGGAGGACGAGCCACGGAGGCGGACUUCAUCAAGAAGGCGGACAAGGUGGUGCAGGAGCUGUGUGAGGUCGCCGCCUCGGCGUAG
Epithele typhae is the source of this 1023-nucleotide messenger RNA. RefSeq lists its product as uncharacterized. The record is from RefSeq and is a predicted model, not a curated record. NCBI's taxonomy places the organism in Eukaryota, Fungi, Basidiomycota, Agaricomycetes, Polyporales, Epitheliaceae. Bases 1 to 1023 code for a protein of 340 amino acids. The transcript is spliced from 4 exons.